Messenger RNA from Phaeoacremonium minimum UCRPA7, 1731 nucleotides. Its product is annotated as putative duf21 and cbs domain protein. Gene Ontology annotation, biological process: magnesium ion homeostasis. Gene Ontology annotation, cellular component: intracellular membrane-bounded organelle. The coding region runs from base 1 to 1731 and encodes 576 amino acids. The record is from RefSeq and is a predicted model, not a curated record. NCBI's taxonomy places the organism in Eukaryota, Fungi, Ascomycota, Sordariomycetes, Togniniales, Togniniaceae. The transcript has 5 exons.
AUGGGCGUAGCCGCAUCAGCUGCCCCAGUCAGCAUCUUGGACAAAUUACAUGAUGGCGACGAGGCUGGAGGUGCGAGUUUGUGGGUGCUGUAUGUCGCGUCUGCGGUCUUGGUACUUCUUGGCGGAGCCUUUGCCGGUCUGACCAUCGCGCUCAUGGGCCAGGAUGGCAUAUAUCUACAAGUUCUUGCGAAAGACCCGAGCGAACCACAGCAAAAGAAUGCGAGGCGGGUAUACGAUCUUCUCAAGAAGGGAAAACACUGGGUGUUGGUCACACUGUUGCUUGGAAACGUUAUAGUGAACGAAACUUUGCCGGUUGUGCUCGAUCGAUGUCUUGGAGGUGGCGUUGCCGCCGUCAUAGGCUCUACCGUACUGAUCGUCAUUUUUGGUGAGGUGCUACCGCAAUCUGUCUGCGUGCGGUAUGGUCUUCCUAUUGGCGGAUACAUGUCGAAGCCCGUUCUCCUACUUAUGUACCUCAUGGCUCCUGUAGCAUGGCCGACUGCGAAGCUCCUCGAUUGGGUUCUUGGUGAGGAUCACGGAACAGUAUAUAAGAAGAGUGGUCUAAAAACGCUCGUCACAUUACACAGAAGCUUAGGAGAGGUGUCGGAACGACUAAACCAGGACGAGGUCACGAUCAUCGGCGCUGUACUCGACCUGAAAGGAAAGCCAGUCCGAGCGGUCAUGACACCCAUGGACGACGUAUUCGUCAUGUCAGAAGAUACAAAGCUUGACGAGAAGACCAUGGAUAUGAUUUUGUCUGCUGGCUACUCGAGAAUUCCCAUCCACGAGUCUGGUAAUCCUACCAACUUCAUUGGCAUGCUUCUCGUCAAGAUCCUCAUCACCUAUGAUCCCGAGGAUGGUAGAUUGGUCAAAGACUUCGCAUUAGCGACGCUGCCCGAGACACGACCAGAGACGAGCUGCUUGGACAUUAUCAACUUUUUCCAGGAGGGAAAGUCGCACAUGGUUUUAGUGUCAGAGUAUCCAGGAGAAGAUCACGGGGCUAUUGGAGUCGUGACACUGGAGGAUGUCAUUGAAGAGCUGAUUGGAGAGGAGAUUAUCGACGAGUCGGACGUUUAUAUCGAUGUCCACAAAGCCAUCCGACGCCUCACGCCCGCACCGAAAGCCCGUGAUGUCAUCGAGGAGAUACCGAACGAUGAUGGAGACGAGACAGCCGGCCUCCUUCGCCCUAAGCCAACAGGUAAGGACGGCAUCCGAGCUCUUCAUCAGAGCUACGGUGCAGUGAGCACAGGUGACAUCGCGUCUAAACCCGCCGAGAAUGGCCAGACCAUCAGGAUAGAGGUCGACGACGCGGAUGCACGAGCGCUUGCGGAUCAGGCUACUCAAACAUCAGCGCACUCCAGCAAGGCAGAUCUGGUCCACCUUGAGCCUCAGACCAGCAACGAGGAUGACAUUCCUUCACCCUCAUCCGAUAUCAGCCCUUACGGGGUAAGAUCAUAUGUCCGUAGCGGGAGCAUCACAGAAAAUGUCGUCGAGUCGCGAGGAAUCCGCAAGGUGGUGCUGGAGACGACUAGCUCGAACGAGUCAGAGGAGGAUGUGACGCUUGAGACUCGAUCGCACUUGAGCGUGCCGUCUGCACUCCAGGCGUCGGAAGAGGACGAAGAUGAACAUGACGGUAAUGGAGAAGGAGCGUCGGGUGCCACUGGCAGUGGUCAGUCACAGGGUGGGAAAAAGAAGAAGAACCGGAGGAAAAAGAGAAAAGGCAGCAAAUCGUAG